AUGCCGGACAUAUGGCUGGAGAAGUACCGACCCAUCAAGUUCGAGGAUGUGGUCGGCAACUCUGCUGCCGUGACGAUCCUCAGAUCGCAUGCCACCGCAGGCACCUUCCCCCACCUGCUCCUCACCGGUCCACCCGGCUGUGGCAAGACCACGGUGGUGCACUGCCUCGCCAGGGAGCACUUGAAAGAGCACUACGAGCAGGGCUGCAUCGAGCUGAACGCCUCGGAUGACCGAGGCAUCGACGUCGUGCGGGAAAAGAUCAAGGGCUUCGCGCAGCAGAAGGUGUCCUUGCCAGAGGGCAAGCUGAAGGUAAUUAUUCUGGACGAAGCAGACAGCAUGACCCAAGCUGCUCAGCAGGCCAUGCGUCGGACGAUGGAGAUCUUCAGCGAGACCACGCGCUUUGCCUUGGCGUGCAACAUCUCUUCGAAGAUCAUCGAACCCAUCCAGUCCCGCUGUGCGAUCCUUCGUUUCAGCCGGAUAUCCGAUGAGGAAAUGCUUCAAAGACUGAAGUUUGUGUUGGAGAAGGAGGGCGCCCCGUACGACCAGUCUGGUUUGGAAGCCUUGGCCUUCUCCGCAGAGGGAGACAUGCGCAACGCUCUUAACGGAGCGCAGUCGACCUUCAAUGCCUUUGGGGAAAUCAACAAAGCGACGGUCUUCAGGAUGAAUGACCAGCCCCAGCCCGAGAAGGUAAAGAGCUGCUUGGAGGCCAGCUUGAAGAAGGACGCCAAGGGCACUUUUGGCCCGAUGCACGAGAUCUGGAACCAGGGCUACAGCACCACCGACAUCAUCUCCACCUUCUCGCGUGUUGCCAAGCAGAUGGAGGCCCCAGAGCACAUCAAGCUGGAGUGGCUGAAGGAGAUCGGCCUCGCCCAUGCGCGUGUGACGGGUGGAGCUGCGAACCUCUUGCAGCUGGAUGCCAUGGUUUCCAAGAUCAUAUUGGCAUCCGAGAGAGGCACGGAGCUCGGAUUCCGAGCGCCGCCCCCGUGCCAAGUGGCAGAGGGGCUGGAGGAUGACAAUGACAUGUCUCUGCUCACUUUCCGCAGCUUUCUUGGCCCGUGGGACAGGGCAGGGCCACGCGCGAGUGUCCUCUUGCCGGGACCUCAGCUUCUGACUUCUCGGGCUCCGCUUCCAGCCUCCGCGAUCGAUGCCAUCGCCGAGGCGCGAUUGAGGGCCGUGAUGCUAGGCAGGAUCACUCCGAGCAGUCUUCUUCAGUCUUCCAGCAGGAUCUUCUUUCUCAGGCGCCAGCUUAGUCAGCAGUGUCUAGCUCCUGGCCACUGGACGUACGAGUGCAAGAACGGAAGCACCUACCAGGUCCGCGCCAGCGCUUCGCGGCAGCUCAAGCAGAAACGCUUCAAGCAGGCCUUCCUAGAAGAAGAGGCACCCGAGGUGCCCUACAACGCCUUCCUGGGUGACGACCGAGCGCGAUUCGGAACAAGGAAAGACACCGCUCCUGGCCCCCCAGAAAAGAAGCCCAAGACGGAGAAGGACGCAAAGGAAAAGAAUGAGAAGAAGUCAAAGAAGAAAAAGGAGUCCUCCUCCUCCUCCAGCUCUGACAGCGAUUCUAGCUCCUCAAGCUCAAGCUGA
Molecule: messenger RNA, 1584 nt
Organism: Symbiodinium sp. CCMP2592
Lineage: Eukaryota; Dinophyceae; Suessiales; Symbiodiniaceae
Source: the annotation of a GenBank genome assembly